Messenger RNA from Anas platyrhynchos (mallard), 3482 nucleotides. The record is from RefSeq and is a predicted model, not a curated record. Lineage: Eukaryota; Metazoa; Chordata; Aves; Anseriformes; Anatidae.
GCGGCUCCUCCCCGCCGUGAUGCGCUCGGGAGGCGCCUCCGCAGCCGCUCCGCGGAGCCGCGCCGGGGCCGAGCCGAGCCGGGCCGGGCAGCGCAGGCACGGUUGAAGCCCCUCGGAGUGGUGCUGUCGGGAGGUGAUGGGUGGCCCAGGAGGGGUGCGGAGACGUGGAGGCAGCGUCUUGGGUUGUGUUGGGCGCUAUCCAUCAAGAAGGGACUGGGGGAGCGCCGGGCUGGUGUCGGCGUGAGGUCACGCAGGGGGGCAGAGGUCACCGACGGGUGCUGAGGUCACGCACGAGGUCACGCACAAGCCUGGAUGCUGCUGGGGGCCCUUUAGGUGUGCCCUAUAAUUCGGGGCUCCAUCCUUUGGAGAGGUGACCCUCAGCUGGAGCCGCUCGCCCCAUCACUCCCAGCUUCGUGCGCCCGGCCCCUCUGCAAGAUGAAACGGGCACCAACACCACCGCUGGGUGAGCUUCUGGAAAAGCCCUGGCUUGUUCCCUAAGCAAGGCCAGGCUGCCCGCUGUGAUUUUUGGGUGCGCACAUCCCCGUGCCCUCUUCUGAGGGGCGCUGGUACCAGGCACACAGCUCACAGCCCCCAGGAGCUGUGCCCCUGGGGAUGUUCUCCCCUGAGCACCAAGCUGCCGUCGGUCUGCACCGCCCCAGCGGGGUGUAUUUCGGAGCUGCCGGGAGGAAGAUCUCACCUUUGAAGGUGCCCUUGAGCAGAUGACUGACAAGGUGAUGAACGGGAGGGUGCCCCUGCCCGAAAAAGCCUUGUCCGAGGGCUAUGCCCGGCUGCGCUACAGGGACACCUCGCUGCUCAUCUGGCAGCAGCAGCAGCAGAAACUGGAGUCGGCGCCGCCCAACACGUACCUGAGCCGGAGCCGCAGCAUGUGGUACUCGCAGUACGGCAACGAAGCCAUCCUGGUGCGGGACAAAAACAAGCUGGAUGUCUCCAGGGACACGGGACAGUCCAAGUUUUGUGCUAUCAUGUAAUUCCGGUGGCUGGGCACCAGAAAUCUGCACGUGGAGACGAACCGGAGUUUGGAGGGCUCGCACCGUGCCACCAGACCUGCGGCUAAGGCCGGGCGUGGGAUCGGUCAGGAAGGCUGCUGGAAGUUGAUGUUAAUUUUUGCUGUCGGUAGCAUCUGAUUUUGCAUGUUGUUGAGUGUAUAUAACAAAACCAGCCUCGCUCAGGAACUGAUGAGCCUGUGUUUGCUGCCUAGCAUCAUCAGCAGGGUCCGUGCUGGACCAUGUGUUGCUUUAAGUGGCUUGUGUACCCUGAACAACACCCGCUGCCAUUUGGGAACUGGCCCCAGCAGGCACUGUACCUUGCUAGUCCUUAGGCAUUGCCAAAGCUCUGCGAACGCUGGUGGGAGACAGGCGAGUCUAGAUUGGUUUCCGCUGAGAUUAAGAUUUUAGGAAGAUUAUCUGCUAACACACACAGCCAGUGCUUGCUCUGCUUGCCCUGUCUGCCUUUAAUUACUUCCCUGGAAGUGGUCUCUUAGAACCAGGUCAUGAAGUUAAAUGAAAGGGGAAGAGGGAAAAAAAUGCGUUGAGAUUUUUAUCUGAGCCUUCAAAAUACUUAACAGGAAAGGUGCACUGCAGCUUCAUCCUCUGCACAGCAGAGUGCCCUUUCACUUUGGCAUUACAGAAAUAAAUUACAGACAGGACUUCUGGAGCCAGUGCAGCCGAGUCCCUUCCUGCAGCAAGAUCCCCAACCCCAUUAAAGCUUGCACAGGCCCCAGCUAAUGCUCCAGGAAUGCAUUGCCGGGUGAACCACCUGAGAGGGAGGGAUGGGCCUAAGAGCAACAGGAAGAAAGCUGCUGUAAAUACAGCUCCAGCCUACUGAGGUCUGCUUUGCACGUAGGUUUUAAUGCUUGUAGGAGCUUGAAAUGAUUUCUAAUUCCGGUUGGAUAACAUCUCUUGUUUUAGUAGAUUUGGUACGCAUCCAUUGCGUCUGGCAGCAUUUGUUUCAACCAACUGAAGGGUUUUAGGAGACAAAAAUACUACAGUUAUACCUCUCAGCAAUGGAUCCUGCUCUCAGGUUGUUGCUGUUGGAGCCGAGUCCCUGACUUCCUCAUGACAAGGUCAAGCUGAGAACCCAACCCAGCAAGCACCUAAACCUUUCUUAAAGACAAAGCAGAACCACUUCCAGGGCUGCUAAUUAUGUUCCCAGGGUUCAGCAUUGAAGUGUAACAUCGGGCUGAGCCCUGUGUGCUCAACCCAACAGUACUUGGACAUGGGCUCAACUUCCAGCAAAUCAGUGUUUGAUGUUGACUUCAAGGUGGAUUAUUUACCUGCCUAAAAUUAGGCACAGUCAGUACUGCUAUCAUAUUUAUCUAAAACCUCUCCCUUUAAGCAUUUCUCAAGCACUUUAUUUUUUUUAAUAUAGCAAAGAAGAAUUUUCUCCACCUCUCCCAUGCGCAUUAAAUGCACAAAUACUGAGGUUUGCUGAAGUUGAUGUGUUGAGCAGAACAUACCUGUGUUACUGUGAGAUCAGAGAGGUUUGGUGUACUCAGCCCUGAUCACUAUAUUCACUGCAAAACGUGGGCAGCUCAUUUUUUUUAACGUAACUAUUUAUGCAUGUGUUAAUGUUUGGUACCUUGUGUGUGCUCAUAAAACCAAACCUGCUGAGAUGGACCUCGGUGCUUCCCAGCUGUAGGCAUCGCUCUGCACACUCAAAGAGUCCUCUUGAUCUUGGCAGGACGAGCUCUAGCUGAGAAAUAUUUUCGGUGUAUGGUUUUUCAGCUGGGGAAGAAGCAUCCAGCAGGAUUCACAACACUAACUGGACUCAGAAAGCUGCUGGCAGGGCAGCAGAACCGCUGUAUGGAGCGGGCUGGUUAAGGCAGGGCACUGCCUGGGACAUGAGGCGCACCCGGGGCUCCAGACAGGUGAGCACUAAAAAAAAAAAAUAAAAAUGGGCAGGAGCCUGGCCCCAGGGCUCCCCUGGGAAGCACAGAAGCAACCUGGCAAGGCAGAAGUGGGCUCAGGGCCUUUCCAGCAGCCCAGGGGAGCGCCCUAAUCCUGGGAGAUUAAGGAACGAGGGAGAACAACAGCACAUCCCCAAAGCCAGCUGUUCAUUUUCUUUACUUUUCUUAUAGAAAAACCGCAUUUAUUUUUUUAAUUUCAGUAAGAAAGAUGAUUUAUUUUGGGUAUAAUCAGUCCCUUUUUGUUUAUGUGGCUGGUAAACCAAAAUUCAGCUUAAAGCGUUAAAACUAUUCAGGAAUAAAAGCUUAAGUGUGUGCAUAAGUUCUUCCAGGACUGAGGGCAGACAGGACAGUAGGAGAUGUGUGACUUGUUCUUCCCUCUCGUGCCCGUGAGUGUGAGUGCAGUUUCCGUAGCUGUGUCCUCAUUAUUCACAGCAGGUUUGUGGGGUGGCUGCUGCGAAGCGAGCAUUUCUGUAAGGCAGGUGGGUAGUGUUAAUGCACUGGUUUAAAAUGCUGUUUUAGCCUCUUUGGUUAAGUGCAUUAAAAUUAUUUAAACGCA